GCCUCUUCCUCCUAGCGAGAGCCGCAUACAGACCACAGGUUGAACGCAUGAGUGCUAGCUGUUGCUAGUUAGCCUUGUAUGCUUGCGUGAUAAAAACUCAACAAUUUAGCAACUUUACUAUUAAACGUGUUUAAUCGUUAUAGGUGAUAUCAUCUAAGGACCAGCUACAAGAUGAGUUUACUCGCCAAAAUAGCAGAAAUUGAGGCCGAGGUAAGUUAGCUAACGGUAGCUGUGAUUCACGUUUUAGCUUGGCCACUUGACUAACGUUACGUUAGCGAGCUACUAUAGUUGGCUAAAGUUAACUUGGCUAAUCGAGGACGUAACGUUACAAUGGAUUUCUCCCCCUCAAAACAUAUUAUAUAACAUAAUAUGAUGGCAGACACCCAAGUCUGAGCAUAGCUGGGUGUUAUUUAGCUAAGAAUUCUCAACUCUACGUUAGUUUUUAACGUAGAUACUAGCUCGGUAGUUGGCUACUGUAGUUAACUUUAGCUGGCUAUGUGUUAUUAUUGGCAGGGUAACUAGUUGUCUGAAGAUACCGACCCUACCUUUACUCCACAGAACAAUAAGCUAGAUGUUUCACCGGAUGUAUAAAUCUGAAGCAUUCGGUUGGUGUUUCCACUCACCACCAAAUAUGGCGAUGAGAGGAAGUCCAGCAGUGGGAGAAGAUGCAUUUUGACCGAGAUUCUGCUAAUUUUCUCACCGAUUAAACAUUUGAUGUCAAAACAGUUUUCUGUUCCAAAACGAUAAACUGUUAUGAACAGAGUGGACAACAUUUUGUAGACUUUACCCUUUGCCAAAGUUUCAAAAAAUUGCAUUGUUUUUGACGUCCCCUAACGGAAAUAUGCAAAUAAAUGGGUCAUUUCAGCAAGCCAUGACACACACCAUCUCAGAUUGUUCUGAAAUAGCUUCUGAAGUUAGAAACAGAUAAAUUCGUGAAACUUUUUUUUUUCAUUUAAUUUGAUCUCUGAGAAAUUAAGCAAAUUGAUUUCACCCAAAUGGACCCUUUUUUUUAAUUUAUAGGAUUCACAUAAUGUUCAACAAAUAUAGUACCCAACAUCCGAUUAAGUCCAGACUUAUUCCUACCAUUGAGUAAGACAUGAGGAAUCCAAUAAAAUGGUCAAAGGCCAGCCACAGACCCCCCACAUGCCAAUCCCACCCCAACAACCAGUAUACAGAAUCGGUUCUCUAUGUCUGACAACUAGUAUGGAGCUGCGGCUUGAAGUAAUGCUUCUUUAUCCUUUGUAAUGUAUUUCCUGUGAAUCUGAUUAUUUCCCCCCCCUUUAGAUAAAUUAGCCAUUUGAAGUCGUUUGCAUUAUUUACCAUGAAUUCAUGUGAAAGUACCAUGUUUUGCCCACUAGAUGCCGCUGUUCCUGCUACUGCCACCACACCCAGUAAUCAAUUUUGCUGGUCUCUUGUGUUUUUUAAAGGGAUCACAACAUUUGCUUUGCAACUUUGGGUAGAAAACCAAUACCUUUUGCUCCUGAUGAAAAUAAAUGAUGUGGUCAACUGUGUAGUCAAGCCAGUCCUCCAUGAAAGCAAUACAGUUUGUCCUUCUCUUUGCAACCUAAUGCUUCAACCCAACUCUCCUUGAAUAGUCCAACAAAUGGCAGCUCUCUGAGAGGGCUAUCUGUAUCGUGCAAUUCUCAUAUGAAGACUUUUCCUACCAGCCCAGAACUUUGAUGGAGAAACAGGCUAGUGACAAAAAUCUUGUCACAACCCUAAUAAAAUAAUACAAUUAUAAACCUUUGCAUUGCAGUCAUGUUUUUCAAUACAAUUAUUAGAAAACAUCUAUAUGUGAUUGGUGACAUUUUGAUCAUUUUACUGGAUUCCUCAUGUCAUACUAUUUAUUAGGAAGAAUUAUGGCCCAAAUCGGAUGUUGGGUACUAUAUUUAUUUAUUGAAGAUUAUAUGAAACCUAUAAAUUAAAAUGGCAAAUUUGAGUGCAAUCAAUUAGCUUAAUAUUUAAACAAAGUAAUGUUUCAGGAAUGCUAAUCUCAUCAGUUUCUAACUACAGAAAUUAUUUCAGAAAAUCUGACAUAGUGUGUGUCAAUGCUAUUUUUUUGUGCUUUUUGAAUUGGAAUGACUCAUGCUAGAACGUGCCAAUAGGAUCUCGCUAGCUUGCGCUUGGCUCUGCCCACCUUCUUGCUUGUUCUACCCUCUAUGAUGAAUUUGCUCCCAUUGCAAACAACAGGCAGUGGUCUAUCUUGGGUUAGUUAUAAAAAAUAUUUGGUUACACUUGUUUACACAGACCUGUGUCAUGUAAAAAUCUACCCAGCCUGAAAUAGUUCCCAGUCGUUCUGAAUGUGACGUUAUGUUGAAAAGAAAAUGUCACAGUGUGAAAUAAUUGCAUGUGCGUCUGUGUGGAUGGCUGAGCUCGUACAGAUAAAUAAUAUAUCAGAAUGAGCAAUGUCAGAGUCCCGAACAUAAAUAGAUAUACACUGAGUGUACAAAACAUUAGGAACACCCCUUUUGCCAUCAGAACAGCCUCAAUUCGUCAGGACAUGGACACUACAAGGUGUCAAAAGCGUUCCACAGGGAUGCAGGUCCAUGUUGACUCCAAUGCUUCCCACGGUUGUGUCAAGUUGGCUGGAUGUCCUUUGGGUGGUGGACCAUUCUUGAUACACACAGGAAACUGUUGAGCGUAAAAAAAAAACAGCAGUGUUGCAGUUCUUGAUACACUCAAACCGAUACACCUGGCACCUACUACCAUACCCCAUUCAAAGGCACUUAAAUAUUUUGUCUUGCUUAUUCACCCUCUGAAUGGCACAUAUACACAAUCCAUGUCUCAAUGCUUGAAAAUCCUUCUUUAACCUGUCUCCUCCCCUUCAUCUACAUUGAUUGAAGUAGAUUUCACAGGUGACAUCAAUAAGGGAUCAUAGCUUUCACCUGGUCAGUCUGUCAUGGAAAGUGUUCCUAAUGUUUUGUACACCGGCCAGUUUAUUAAGUACACCACCCCGUUCACAAAUGAAUCGCACCUACAGACAGUGAGUCACGUGGCCGUGGCUUGUUAUGUGAAGCAGGCAGACUGGCAUCGAGGCAUUCAGUUACUGUUCGAUUGAACGUUAGAAUGGACAAAAUGAGUGACCGAAGCGACUUUGAGCGUGGUAUGAUCAUCAGUGCCAGGCUCACCAGAUACAGUACCUCAGAAACAGUCGCUAUCCUGGGGUUUUCACAGCUCGUUGAUGAGAGAGGUCGAAGGAGAAUGCCUAAAAUCAUGCAAGCUAACUGGUGGGACACAAACAGACAAAUAACAGCGCAGUACAACAGUGGUGUACAGAAUGGCAUCUCGUCGAUCCUUGUCACAGAUGGGCUAUUGCAGCAGACGACCACAACGGGUUCCACUCCUAUCAGCUAAAAACAAGUAGAAGCGGCUCCAGUGGGCACGCCAUCACCAACAUUGGACAAUUGAGGAGUGGAAAAACAUUGCCUGGAACAUGACAGCAAGUUUAGUUCACUUGAGUGGCCUGCGCAGUCCCCAGACCUCAACCCAAUAGAGCAUCUUUGGGAUGAGAUGGAACCGGCUGUUCGCAGCCUGAAUGUACCGCCGUCCAAUCUGCAGCAACUGCGUGAUGCCAUCGCGUCAGGAUGGACCAACAUCCCUGUGGAACGUUUCCGACACAUUGUAGAAUGCCCAAAGAAUUCAGGCUGUUCUGGAGGGAAGGGGAUCUGACCCUGUACUAGAUGGGUGUACCUGAUAAACUGGCCGGUGAGUGUAUAUACAAAAAAUGGUGUGUAUGGACAGUAUAUGAAUGGAAAAGGCGGGUACAGCAGUAGUUAUAUAGGAUGAGCCAUGACUAGAAUACAGUAUAUACAUAUAAAGUGGGUAAAACAAUAUGUUAACAUUAUUAAAGUGAUCAGUGUUCAAUGACUAUGUACAUAGGGCAGCAGUCUCUAAUGUGCAGGGUAGAGUACUGGGUGGUAGCUGGCUAGUAACAGUGACUAAGGUUCAGGGCAGGGUAUUGGGCGGAGGCCGGCUAGUGGUGACUGUUUAACAUUCUGAUGGCCUGGAGAUAGAAGCUGUUUAUCAGUCUCUCGGUCCCAGCUUUGAUGCACCUGCACUGUCUCCGCCUUCUAGAUGGUAGCGGGGUGAACAGGCUGUGGCUCGGGUGGCUGAGGUCUCUGAUCUUCUUGGUCUUCCUGUGACACCGGGUGCUGUAGAUGUUCUGGGGGGCAAGGCAGUGUGCCCCCAGUGAUGCGUUGGACUGACUGCACUACUCUCUGGAGAGCCCUGUGGUUGCGGGUGGUGCAGUUGCCAUACCAGGCGGUGAUACUGCCCAACAGAAUGUUCUCAAUGAUGCAUCUGUAGAAGUUCAUGAGGGUCUUAGGGGCCAAGCCGAAUUUCUUUAACCUCCUGAGGUUGAAGAGGUGCUGUUGUUCCUUCUUCAGAACGCUGUUGGUGUGGAGGGACCAUUUCAGGUCCACAGUGAUGUGCACGCUGAGGAACUUGAAGAUUUUGACCCUCUCCACUGUAAAACUAUUCGGUGUAAUGUUCUUCUCCCUAAGUUCUUCUCCCUAAAUUCCCUUUCCCUUAGAAUUGGUUAGCCUAGGCUUUAAACCCCCUAAACAUAGACCGGUUCCACACAGAAAAUAUGCAAAAACAUUUGUUCGAUAAAGACAGAGCAUAUUUUCAUAAGAAUCAUUAAGCCUAAGCCUACUCACCAAACAGAUGUCGUGGCCGUAACUCAUCACCAUGCAGUGUUCAAUGUGUAAUUGUUAAUACAUUCAGAAAAUUCCAAAGAACGGGCAGAAUAAACUAAAUCGAACCUCUGUAGCUCAGUUUGUAGAGCAUGGCGCUUGUAACGCCAGGGUAGUGGGUUCGAUCCCCGGGACCACCCAUACGUAAAAAUGUAUGCACACAUGACUGUAAGUCGCUUUGGAUAAAAGCGUCUGCUAAAUGGCAUAUUAUUAUUAUUAUUAUCUGUACAGUUGAAGUCAGAAGUUUACAUACACCUUAGCCAAAUACAUUUAAACUCAGAUUUUCACAAUUCCUGACAUUUAAUCCUAGUAAAAAUUCCCUGUCUUAGGUCAGUUAGGAUCACCAAUUUAUUUUAAGAAUGUGAAAUGUCAGAAUAAUAGUAGAGAGAAUGAUUUAUUUCAGCUUUUAUUUCAUUCAUCACAUUCCCAGUGGGUCAGAAGUUUACAUACUGUCACGACUUCCGCCGAGGCUGUCCCCCCUCCUGGUUCGGACAGGCUUCGGCGUUCGUCGUCACCGGAGUACUAGCUACUGCCAAUCCCAUUCUCAUCACUCCACUUGUCAUAUCUUGUCAAUCACACACACCUGGUGCUCAUUCCCCUUGUCUUUUGUGAGUGAUUGUUUUGUUGUGAGAGCGUGUAGCUCGGUUGAGCUACAUUUCACUGUGUUAUUGCCACGGUGGAUGUUUUCCCUUGUACAGUUUCGUUUGACGCUUGGGGUGUUUGAUUUAUGCAAACGGAUUAAACUCUGGACUUCGGUAUUUUACCUCCUGCGCCUGACUCCUUCUUUCACACCUCGUCACACAUACACUCAAUUAGUAUUUGGUAGCAUUGCCUUUAAAUUGUUUAACUUGGGUCAAACGUUUCGGGUAGCCUUCCACAAGCUUCCCACAAGUCAAGUUUGUAGGCCUCCUUGAUCGCACACGCUUUUUCAGUUCUGCCCACACAUUUUCUAUAAGAUUGAGGUCAGGGCUUUGUGAUGGCCACUCCAAUGCCUUUGUUGUCCUUAAGCCAUUUUGCCACAACUUUGGAAGUAGGCUUGGGGUCAUUGUCCAUUUGGAAGAUGCGACCAAGCUUUAACUUCCUGACUGAUGUCUUGAGAUGUUGCUUCAAUAUAUACACAUAAUUUUCCUUCCUCAUGAUGCCAUCUAUUUUGUGAAGUGCACCAGCCCUUCCUGCAGCAAAGCACCCCCACAGCAUGAUGCUACCACCCCUGUGCUUCACGGUUGGGAUGGUGUUCUUCGGCUUGCAAGCCACCCCUUUUUCCUCCAAACAUAACGAUGGUCAUUAUGGCCAAACAGUUCUAUUUUUGUUUCAUCAGACCAGAGGACAUUUGUCCAAAAAGUACAAUCUUUGUCCCCAUGUGUAGUUGCAAACCGUAGUCUGGCUUUUUUAUGGCGGUUUUGGAGCAGUGGCUUCUUCCUUGCUGAGCGGCCUUUCAGGUUAUGUCGAUAUAGGACUAGUUUUACUGUGGAUAUAGAUACUUUUGUACCUGUUUCCUCCAGCAUCUUCACAAGUUCCUUUGCUGUUGUUCUGGGAUUGAUUUGCAAAGUACGUUUAUCACUAGGAGACAGAACGCGUCUCCUUCCUGAGCGGUAUGACGGCUGCGUGGUCCCAUAGUGUUUAUACUUGCGUACUAUUGUUUGUACAGAUGAACGUGGUACCUUCAGGCAUUUGGAAAUUGCUCCCAAGGAUGAACCAGACUUGUGGAGGUCUACAAUUUUUUUUCUGAGGUCUUGCAAGCUGUUUAAAGGCACAGUCAACUUAGUGUAUGUAAACUUCUGACCCACUGGAAUUCUGAAUUAUUAUAAGUGAAAUAAUCUGUCUGUAAACAAUUGUUGGAAAAAUUACUUGUGUCAUGCACAAAGUAGAUGUCCUAACCGACUUGCCAAAACUAUAGUUUGUUAACAAGAAAUGUGUGGAAUGGUUGAAUGACGAGUAUUAAUGACUCCAACCUAAGUGUAUGUAAACUUCCGACUUCAACUGUAUAUCGAAAAGAAGACAGAUUUUGUUUUGUAAUCCUGAAAGAAUUGUCUUUGUCAAAUUGAGCCCCGUUUCAAAUUAUGUUUGAGAAUAACUGUUCCUUUCGCGAGAUGCGCAUCACUUCGUAGUGUCAACUUUUUUAAUUUGGAAAAAUAUUCUGUUCUAUUUUAUUCUGUUAUAUUACAUCAGGGUUGCCCAACCCUGUUCCUGGAGAGCUACCCUCCUGUAGGUUUUCGCUCCAACCCCAGGUGUUACUAACCUGAUUCAUCUUAUCAACCUGCUAAUUUUUAGAAUCAGGUGUGCUAGAUUAGGGUUGGAGCAAAAACCUACAGGACGGUAGCUCUCCAGGAACAGGGUUGGGCAGUCCUGUAUUACGUCAUGUUUUUUUUACUAUAAAGUAGGUGUCUUGACUAUGAUAAGGGCUCUGGAAAUAAGAGCGUCUUGUCUGCUAAAUUAAGAAAGCAAGGCUAUGCCAUUACACAGCCAUAUGUUUUUACAAGCAAAUCGGAUCAAAUUGUAUUGGUCGCAUACACAUAUUUAGCAGAUGUUAUUGCGGGUGUAGCGAAAUGCUUGUGUUCCUAACCCCAACAGUGCAGUAGUAUCUAACAAUACACAGCAAUACACAUUAAUGUAAAAAGUAAAAUAAUGGAAUUAAGAAAUAUAUAAAUAUUAGGACAAAGGGCCACUGCUUAGGUUACUGCCUUUUUGAAGAUUGUGUUCCAUGAUAUUAAUAUAACCAGUUGAUUAUAUUAUAUAUGGUUGAAAUAAAUUAAUCUUAAAUGGCACUUGCUUUUUUAUUGACUGAAUAUACAGUACCAGUCAAAAGUUUAGACAAACCUACUCAUUCAAGGGUUUUUCUUUAUUUUUACUAUUUUCUACAUUGUAGAAGAAUAGUGAAGACAUCAAAACUAUGAAAUAACACAUAUGGAAUCAUGUAGUAACCACAAAAGUGUUAAACAAAUCAAAAUAUAUUUUAUAUUCUUCAAAGUAGCCACCCUUUGCCUUGAUGACAGCUUUGCACACUCUUGGCAUUAUCUCAACCAGCUUCACCUGGAAGGCUUUUCCAACAGUCUUGAAGGAGUUCCCACAUAUGCUGAGCACUUUUUGGCUGCUUUUCCUUCACUCUGCGGUCCGACUCAUCCCAAACCAUCGCAAUUGGGUUGAGAUCGGGUGAUUGUGGAGGCCAGGUCAUCUGAUGCAGCACUUCAUCACUCUCCUUCUUGGUCAAAUAGCCCUUACACAGCCUGGAGGUGUGUUGGGUCUUUGUCCUGUUGAAAAACAAAUGAUAGUCCCACUAAGCGCAAACCAGAUGGGAUGGCUUAUCGCUGCAGAAUGCUGUGGUAGCCAUGCUGGUUAAGUGUGCCUUGAAUUCUAAGUAAAUCACUGACAGUGUCACCAGCAAAGCACCCCCACACCAUCACACCUCCUCCUCCACGCUUCACGGUGGGAACUACACAUGCGGAGAUCAUCCGUUCACCUACACUGCGUCUCACAAAGACACAGAGGUUGGAACCAAAAAUCUCAAAUUUGGACUCAUCAGACCAAAGACAGAUUUCCACCAGUCUAAUGUCCAUUGCUUGUGUUUCUUGGCCUAAGCAAGUCUCUUCUGCUUAUUGGUGUCCUUUAGUAGUGGUUUCUUUGCAGCAUAUCAACCAUGAAGGCCUGAUUCACGCGGUCUCCUCUGAACAGUUGAUGUUGAGAUGUGUUAGUUACUUGAACUCUGUGAAGCAUUUAUUUAGGCUGCAAUCUGAGGUGCAGUUAACUCUAAUGAACUUAUCCACUGCAGAAGAGGUAACUCUGGGUCUUCCUUUACUGUGGCGGUCCUCAUGAGAGCCAGUUUCAUCAUAGCGCUUGAUGGUUUUUGCGACUGCACUUGAAGAGACCUUCAAAGUUCUUGAAAUUUUCCGGAUUGACUGACCUUCAUGACUUAAAAUAAUGAUGGACUGUCGUUUCUUUGCAUAUUUGAGCUGUUCAUGCCAUAAUAUAGACUUGGUAUUUUACCAAAUAGGGCUAUCUUCUGUAUACCACCCUUACCUUGUCACAACACAACAGAUUGGCUCAAUCGCAUUAAGAAGGAAAUAAAUUCCACAAAUUAACUUUUAGCAAGGCACACCUGUUAAUUGAAAUGCAUUCCAGGUGACUACCUCAUGAAGCUGGUUGAGAGAAUGCCAAGAGUGUGCAAAGCUGUCAUCAAGGCAAAGGGUGGCUACUUUGAAGAAUCUCAAAUAUAAAAUAUAUAUGUGUUUAACACCUGUUUGGUUACUACAUGAUUCCAUAUGUGUUAUUUCAUAGUUUUGAUGUCUUAGCUAUUAUUCUACAAUUAAGAAAAUAGUAAAAAAUUAAGAAAAACCCUGGAAUGAGUAGGUGUGUCCAAACUUUUGACUGGUACUGUAUAUAUAUAUAUAUAUAUAUAUGGUAGUAUUUCAAUUUAGCAGUAUUUCAAUCUUCUCGAUGGAGCAUUGUGAAUAAAGGUAAAAUUUGCACUACAGUGGCAUAUCUCAUCCCUGCAUUGAGGUACGUUUUCCAACCCAUGUCUCCCGCCGGCGCCACUGUGUCUUAAUGCAACCGUGAUUACGUUCCGACCUCAGUGCAGCUCAGUAUAAACAAGUAUAAUGGUGCUGUCCGUGUCAUGAUGACAAUAUGUUUUCUUUAUUAGUGAUCAGUCGAAAUCCAGCCAUCACACAACUUGGCUCUGAACAAGUAGGCCUAGCUAAUAUUCUAGUUCUGAUUGUUGUAUUGUGUAGAAUAUGAAUGAAUUAAAGCAUCCUCUCUGUGUUGGGUAGAUGGCUCGGACUCAGAAGAACAAGGCCACAUCUAACCACUUGGGGCUGCUCAAAGCUCGCCUGGCCAAGAUGAGGAGAGAACUUAUCACACCAAAGGGAGGCAGUGGAGGAGGCACAGGGGAAGGUGAGUCCGGACUCCUGAUCAUCAUUCAUUUUUAGAAUGUGUCCCUUUGCUACACAACAGUGCAGUGGAGAUGUAGCGAGUUGAGAUUUACAAGCUCGUGUCACAUUGUAAUGAAAUCUAAUUUGUCACUCUGUUGUAUAGGCUUUGAUGUGGCAAAAACAGGUGACGCCCGUAUCGGGUUUGUAGGGUUCCCCUCGGUGGGCAAGUCUACUUUACUAAGUAACCUGGCAGGGGUGUACUCAGAGGUGGCAGCCUAUGAGUUCACCACCCUCACCACAGUACCAGGAGUGAUCCGUUACAAGGGUGCCAAAAUACAGGUACUUUACUUGCAUCUUAUACCUUUCACACUGCACCUUAAGGCCAACAGAGGCCAAUCUGUACAAACAGUGAUAAUUUGAUUUUUUUCUACAAAUGUUUUAAUCUUUGUCAUUUCUUUAAGAUGUUUUGCAGGAGAAUAUAUUUUAGUAUUAGGAUGCUUAUUCUACUUUUGUGUCUCCAAGCUCCUGGAUCUCCCAGGUAUCAUCGAGGGGGCCAAAGAUGGCAAGGGCAGAGGACGACAGGUCAUCGCAGGUGAGAACCACCAGUGAAGCAUCAGAACCAUACACAAACUACAUGUGACAGUUUAGAGCGCACACACGUGCCACACUCACAUACCUUGAAGGUAGUUUGUAACUGUGGUCUUUCUCUUCCCAGUGGCUCGAACCUGCAACCUGGUCCUCAUAGUGUUGGAUGUUCUGAAGCCUCUGGGCCACAAGAAGCUGAUUGAACACGAGCUGGAGGGCUUCGGAAUCCGCCUCAACAAGCAGCCGCCCAACAUCGGCUUCAAGAAGAAGGACAAAGGAGGCAUCAACUUCACCGUCACAGUACGUGUUUAACACAACGGUUUCACGUCCAGCUCAAUCUGUCCCUAUUUCUCUCUGUGUCUCUCUCUCUUUAGAGCUGUCUGUCUAUCUAUGGAGGUUGAUCGAUCUUUUGUCUCUCCCUUUCGAUUUCAAUGGGCUUACUCUGGUGUUCUUCCUUUCUCUCUCCUUCUCUCCAGUGUCCACAGAGUGAGUUGGAUGGUGACGCAGUGAAGAGCAUCCUGGCCGAGUACAAGAUCCACAACGCUGACAUCACCCUGCGCAGCGACUCCACGGCUGAUGACCUCAUCGACGUGGUGGAGGGAAACCGGUAAGCAGCUGAGCACUUCUACAAACUCAGGGAUGUAAUCUUCCUGAUUAAGCAGGAACUCCUGUUUUUCUGACAUAAUCCUCCAUUCAUCUAUAAUUGGGUCUGACCUAUACCCCCUAGCCAAAAUACUGCUAUACCCCAUUCCAAAGUAUGGUCAACGCUCCCCUACAGACCUGCUGACAGACAUGCUCUGUUUAAUCCCACCAGAGUGUACAUCCCCUGCAUUUAUGUACUCAACAAAAUCGACCAGAUCUCCAUUGAAGAGCUGGACAUCAUCUACAAGGUGCCCCACUGCGUGCCCAUCUCUGCCCACUCCCGCUGGAACUUUGACGACCUACUGGAGAAGAUGUGGGACUACCUGCACCUAGUGCGCAUGUAAGGAGACGCUCUCUCAACCUAACAGCCCGUAGAAGGGACAUAUAGGGUUAUUGGAAACCAUAUUACACUGCUUGAUAAAUGUGUGGUUUGUGUCUAAAUUCAUUAAUAAUUUGAAUGUGUUGUCCCCCAGAUACACCAAACCCAAAGGCCAGCUUCCUGACUACACAUCUCCAGUCGUUCUACCUACUGAACAUACUACAGUAGAGGACUUCUGUCUGAAGAUUCAUAAAAGCCUCCUCAAAGAAUUAAAAUAGUGAGUACUAACUACACUAUUGACUAAUGGCUUUUGUGCUUCUUGUUGAUGUUUUGGAAAUGACUGAGGUAUACCCACCCCAGUAUUUAACCGAUUUAAAGCCACAAUCUGUAAGAAAUAAAGAACUCACCAAAUGCACAUAGCUGCCACUAGGUGUCCAAUGUUAACAAUUGAAUUACCGUUCAAGGGAGAGCACAGCACACAGACAUAUAUGAUACAAUGUUGCACCUGGCUGGUAUUUUUCUAACACUCAGUUAUCCUGUCCUUUCAGUGCUCUGGUGUGGGGUGCUUCAGUGAAACACAACCCCCAGAAGGUGGGAAAAGACCAUGUCAUGGAGGAUGAGGACGUAAUCCAGCUGGUGAAAAAGUAAAAGGACUCCUGACUCACUGCAUCACAGGGAAUAGUCUGCUGCUCAUGAAAACCCCCCUCAAACAUAUCCACGAGAACAUCUGUGUCUUGUGGUUCUCAAUUUUAUGUUGGAAUUUUCAAACUGAAAAGAAAAAAUUAUAUGAAUGUCAAUGUUGCAUUUACCUCCCUCAUUUAUACCCGUAUGUGAUUCAUAACAUCCAUCGAAGAGGUAUGAGCCUUGAAUAUAACAUUUUUAAUCAAAUAAACACCAUAAAAAGGACUAUUUUAUUAUAUGAAGUCAUCGUCUUUUAUUUUGAUAAUUAUAAAGGCCAUUGGGUUUAUGCCUGGAAAGAUACACUGUAAUUAAUGUUGAACAACACUGAAUUAAUAUAACAUUCACGUUUCCCUUCAUAUGAAAUACAUCCACAUCCUG
This is a messenger RNA of Coregonus sp. 'balchen', 12164 nucleotides long. The record is from the annotation of a GenBank genome assembly. NCBI's taxonomy places the organism in Eukaryota, Metazoa, Chordata, Actinopteri, Salmoniformes, Salmonidae.